Molecule: messenger RNA, 824 nt
Organism: Centruroides sculpturatus (bark scorpion)
Lineage: Eukaryota; Metazoa; Arthropoda; Arachnida; Scorpiones; Buthidae
Exons: 3
Coding region: 5-469 (154 amino acids)
Source: RefSeq, a predicted model, not a curated record
CACUAUGCAAUUGUUCCUCUUCCAUCACGAAUUUUCGUUCGUAGUGAAAAUGGACUUGGAAAGAGAAAUUUCUAACCGUAUAAUUAAUAUAGGGAUAUACUUCUUUAGUUUCCUAAUCGGUAUACAACCGUAUAAGGUGUCUGCCUUGGCGAUGCUACUGUUCUACGUUCCUCAAUUCAACAGAUUAAUCGAUAUCGGUGAAUUUCCAUUAAUCGUAGCAGCCAUCUUAUAUUUUUAUAUAGUAAUUAUGUUUGUUGCUUCCUUUUCUGUAUCCACGCAGAUCUAUAUGCUCAUGGAUACUUUCUUUUAUGCACCAGAUUUAGAUGAUCUCUCUGACCCACUAACUGUCAUUUGGUUGCUGGUACAGAUCAUCUACUUCGAAUUGACGUUUUUUGUGUUUGAAAAACUCUUCCUAACCGCAAGAUACGUAAACUUGGUGUUAAAUUUAGUCACCAGAUUAAUAACCUAAAUUUUUUUGAUUUUAUAUGACAUUUUAUAUUUUUUUAGACGAGCCGAAAGCUAAAUUUUUAUCUAAAUUCUCUUCAAUACGUGGACUAUGUAACGCUUAUCGUGAAGUAUUUUACUACGUUUUGCUGGCGAACUGUUCUCUAUUUUUAUCAACUUUUAAUCUUUUCUUUUGUAUAUUUUUUAAAUAAAAUAAAUAUUUUUCAUGAAAAUAUCGUGUCGAUUGUCAUUAACGUGAAAAAUGGUGGUAAAAUAAAGUGUUUUCACCUAAUUUAUAAUAUAAGCCAUUGCAUUAUUCUGCAUUUUUACUAUUAGUUUCCUGAAGGAAGGGUAGAAUUGCAGCAUUUUAAAGCAGUUGU